UGAACCCGGGGGAGCACAAAAGGCACAGGAUGUCCAAUACCACAGUACUCUCCAAUAUAGUCCGUUCAAAACACAGGCUCCAGCGACCCUGGGAGAUUCAGGUGAAGAAAGACAGGCCACAUAAGGUGUAAACCCUUUGUGGUCCUAGGCCAAAAGGUGUGGUGAAGAACAUUGCUUUAGGGAACACCUGCCAUGGCUGUGGGUAUGACGGCCAGACCCUUCAACCUCUAUUAAUUCCGUCUUGAGAGGAAACUCAAAUCAUAAUGGCUGCUGAGUACAUCCUAUGCAAUUGGAAAGGCCACAUUUGGCCAGCAAAGGUUUUGUCCAGAUCUGGGAUCUCACCAAAAUAUAUGAGGAAAAGAGCACUUUCUCUAGAAGUUCAAAUACUCUCAGUAGGUAAAAAAAUUAAAGUGAAAAGCACAGACAUAAAGCUCCUAAGUGAGUCUCAAAUUGAAUCCAUUACCUCCUUGCUAGUGGCCCAGUCAAAGGCCAGUGUUCCACCAGGACAGAAAGUGGCCUACAGAAAUGCUCUUAAAGUGGCACUGGAGAUCCUGAAUAAGAGAGCAAAUUUCGGUCCAGCAAGAGCAUCAGAUGGUCUAGAGACCACUACACCAUCUCAAAGGGGACCACAAAUGCAAGCUCGUAAAAAGUACCAGAAGCCUAAAGGUACCUUACUGAGGAGUCUUAGGAAAAGAAAAAACCUCAAAUCGCUGCUGGUGUGUUCACAGAAUAAAAACGCCCCAGACAGUGGCCGAUCACAGGCGCACACAACCAUCACGCAUACACUAAGGGAAAGGCGAGCAAAGUCCUCGCAAAGCUGCAGCAUGUGCUCAAAGUUCCCAUCACUUUCGGAAGAUGAUCAUAAGACAGGAGGCCGACCACACGCACACACAAUGGCCACGUGUACUCUAAGGGAAAGGCGAGCAAAGUCCUCGCGAAGCUGCAGCGUGUGCUCAAAGUUCUCAUCACUUUCGGAAGAUGUUCAUAAGACAGGAGGUCAACCACACGCACACGCAACGGUCACGUGUACUCUAAGGGAAAGGCGAGCAAAGUCCUCGCGAAGCUGCAGCGUGUGCUCAAAGUUCUCAUCACUUUCGGAAGAUGUUCAUAAGACAGGAGGCCGACCACACGUGCACACAACGGUCACGCGCACUCUAAGGGAAAGGCGAGCAAAGUCCUCGCGAAGCUGCAGCGUGUGCUCAAAGUUCUCAUCACUUUCAGAACAUGAUCAUAAGACAGGAGGUCAACCACACGUGCACACAACGGACACGCGCACUCUAAGGGAAAGGCGAGCAAAGUCCUGGCGAAGCUGCAGCGUGUGCUCAAAGUUUCCAUCACUUUCAGAAGAUGAUCAUAAGACAGGAGGCCGACCACACGCGCACACAACGGUCACGCGUACACUAAGGGAAAGGCGAGCAAAGUCCUCGCGAAGCUGCAGCGUGUGCUCAAAGUUUCCAUCACUUUCAGAAGAUGAUCAUAAGACAGGAGGCCGACCACACGCGCACACAACGGUCACGCGCACUCUAAGGGAAAGGCGAGCAAAGUCCUCUCGAAGCUGCAGCGUGUCCUCAAAGUUCUCAUCACUUUCAGAACAUGAUCAUAAGACAGGAGGUCAACCACACGUGCACACAACGGUCACGCGCACUCUAAGGGAAAGACGAGCAAAGUCCUGGCGAAGCUGCAGCGGAAAGGCGAGCAAAGUCCUCGCGAAGCUGCAGCGUGUGCUCAAAGUUCUCAUCACUUCCGAAAGAUGA
Molecule: messenger RNA, 1754 nt
Organism: Prionailurus viverrinus (fishing cat)
Lineage: Eukaryota; Metazoa; Chordata; Mammalia; Carnivora; Felidae
Product: PWWP domain-containing DNA repair factor 3B-like
Exons: 3
Coding region: 264-1754 (496 amino acids)
Source: RefSeq, a predicted model, not a curated record